Molecule: messenger RNA, 382 nt
Organism: Trichomycterus rosablanca
Lineage: Eukaryota; Metazoa; Chordata; Actinopteri; Siluriformes; Trichomycteridae
Product: NADH dehydrogenase [ubiquinone] 1 beta subcomplex subunit 1-like
Exons: 3
Coding region: 83-259 (58 amino acids)
Cellular component (GO): mitochondrion
Source: RefSeq, a predicted model, not a curated record
CGUACCUACAUAGACAGUUGGUACAAUCCGUCGACCUCCGCCGGAGUGUUGAGGCUGUUAAGCAAAGCUAACAAACGGCAUCAUGGUGAACUUUGCAUCGAUGGUGCGUGAACACUGGGUGAACGUCCUGGUCCCGCUCGGCUUCGUCAUCGGCGUUUACCUGGACCGAUGGAACGAUCAGAAACUGACAGCAUUCAGGAACAAGAGCGCAUUGUACAGCAGGGAACUGAAGCCCGGUGAGGAGUACACCUGGAAGUAAAAUCGCCCUCCUGAUAUUUAUUGCACCGCCUGCUGUUAAUUCCCUCUUCAUGUCCUCAGAAAAUCUGUAAAUGACUUUUCAGUAACGUUUGUCAUGUAAAAUAUACUUACACUAAAAACCAAA